Messenger RNA from Gigantopelta aegis, 3743 nucleotides. Its product is annotated as 4'-phosphopantetheine phosphatase-like. Gene Ontology annotation, biological process: coenzyme A biosynthetic process. The coding region runs from base 281 to 2608 and encodes 775 amino acids. The transcript is spliced from 17 exons. Gene Ontology annotation, cellular component: cytosol; nucleus. The record is from RefSeq and is a predicted model, not a curated record. Lineage: Eukaryota; Metazoa; Mollusca; Gastropoda; Neomphalida; Peltospiridae. Gene Ontology annotation, molecular function: ATP binding; pantothenate kinase activity.
UCUAAGUUGUAGCUACUUGUUGUCAGUGACAGCCGAGAUGGGCUGUGCGUAGUGAUCAUACAAACUGAUGCGCUCGUUAUUAAACCUAGUGUCACUUUUGUAAUUCCCCUCUCAUUUACCGACAGCAGAUGGUCCUGAACCCUGAACAGCUGGAGUGGACAGUUUACAAAUUUCUACAUUGUUCCCGCAUGGAAGAAGGAAUUCAGUCAGUCGUUUCAAGUGAUCACGUGAUCGUGCCCCUGUCUGAUAUUUAGACUGAAGAUUUCUUCAUUGCGAGACAAUGAUGUCGAAGAGUUACGCCAGGACCAUCGAGCUGCCAUCAGAAAACUUCUUUCCUAAUCUGAAAACUGCUCGUCGCUUUGCUAUGGAUAUAGGCGGGUCUCUGGCGAAGGUGGCAUAUUGCUCGACAAUUCAGAGAAGAACGUCUCUAGUGUUUGAUGAAGAGAACAGCGACCCUGACCACAUCUACAACAUUUCGGAAGCUGAGGAGGUGAUCAUUAGACUUCACUUUGUGAAGUUCGAGACGAAGUACAUCGAGACAUGUCUGGACUUUGUGCAGAAGAAUCUCAUCCAAUCAAAACCCAGCUUUAUGAAGGACAAGUGCAUCAAAGUGACGGGAGGCGGGGCUUACAAGUACAAAGAUUUGAUCACUGCCAAACUUGGUGUGGAGGUCGAUAAGGAAGACGAAAUGUCAUGUCUGAUCAAGGGAUGUAACUUUCUCCUGAAAAACAUCCCGGACGAGGCGUUCAACUACCAGCGCCAUGGCAACCCGGAAUAUCAGUUCCAGGGCACGGACCCGGAUAUAUUCCCGUACCUUCUUGUCAACAUCGGGUCGGGAGUCAGCUUAGUAAAGGUGGAAUCUGAGAACAAGUUUGAGCGAAUUGGUGGAACAUCAACUGGAGGUGGAACGUUCUGGGGAUUGGGCUCUCUGCUCACCUCGGCUAAAACAUUCGAUGAGCUGCUGGAGCUGGCGUCUCGCGGAGAUCACCGGUCAUGUGACAUGCUGGUCAAGGACAUAUAUGGAGGCUCCUACCCUCUGAUUGGUCUGUCCGGUGAUGUGAUCGCUAGCAGCUUCGGAAAGGCCGCUCGGCCAAAUAAAGACCAUGACAAGGUAUUCAGUGAGGAGGACAUUGCUCGAAGUCUCUUGCUCUGCAUCAGCAACGACAUCGGCCAGAUCGCCUUUCUGCAUGCCAAGAUACACGGACUGAGGAAGAUAUACUUUGGCGGAUACUUCAUCCGCGGCCACCCCUUCACCAUGCACACCAUCACCUAUGCUAUUAACUACUGGUCAAAGGGUGAAAUUCAAGCCAUGUAUUUGCGACAUGAAGGCUAUCUCGGUGCUAUUGGGGGUUUUCUCAAAGGAACUGAAGAGGAAGAUGAGGAGAAAUACUCAUGGGGAGAGCACUUCGUCGGCAGUUCCGGACUGGCCAGUCCGAGUCAGGCGGGAUUCAUGUUGGGCACUUCAAAGAGUUCUAAGUUUGACCUGCUGGAACUGGACCGCCUGGACAAGCCCUUGUUGCCAUGCCCGCUGCUCCUCGACUCGGCCAGCUACAUCCCCGACACCGUCGACCUCACCAAGGACGCCGAUGCGCGGCAGUACUGGCUGCAAUGUUUCAGCGAGAGCGUCGAAACGACGUGGCGACAGGCUCUGAAGAGUCAGCCGAGUUGCGCGGAUGCCGAACGACGUGCCCACCAGUUCCGCACCAAGUAUCUCGACCGACUCUCCGUCCUCAAGGAGAACCCCUGUUGCUAUGGUUCCCUGACAGUGAGAUGUCUGCUGGAUAUGAGCAGCCAAUACCUGGCGGAAAAUCUCUUUACUGAUCCUUACUCACAGCUAAAGAAGUUUGACAAUGAGUAUGCCAUGAAGUUUCUGGUGAAGCACUUGGCACACAUUGACAGUCUGAGCUGGCACGAUCGACAGCUGGAGCUCACCAAGGGACUGCUAGCGGGAAACGUCUUCGACAUCGGCGCCAAGGAAAUUAGGAAAAUAUUGGACGCGGGGAAAUUUGGUUUUGAAGAAGCAAAAGGAAGGUUACAAAAGCGUCCUUGGUUGUUUGAUGAUUUUGACGAGUGGAAAGAGCGCCUGUUGCGACAACCGCCUCACAAGUGUGCGGUGAUAUUCUGUGAUAACAGCGGAUUUGACAUUAUUCUCGGCAUUUUCCCCUUCGCCAGAGAGCUUCUUUCUCGCGGUACCAAGGUGAUUCUGUGCGCCAACUCAAAGCCGACGUUGAACGAUGUCACGUACAGCGAGCUGAUGAUGGUGGCGCGGCACAUCGCUGCAAUCCAGUCCGACAUCUACCACGCCAUGGCUCAGAACAAACUCGUCGUCAUGGCAUCCGGUCAAGGGUCACCGUGUCUCGAUCUCAGACUGAUAGACGAAAGCCUGGUGAGAGUGAUGCGGGAGCAGGAAGCUGACCUCAUCAUCCUGGAGGGAAUGGGCCGCGCCGUCCACACCAACUUCCACGCUGCCUUCUCCUGCGAGGCGCUAAAAGUGGCCGUCAUCAAGAACAAAUGGCUGGCCAAUCGGCUGGGAGGAGACAUGUUCAAUGUGAUGUUUAAGUACGAGAAAGCUAGACGCGUUUCGGCGUCCACCAAACUGGCCAGCUAGUAUUCGGAUUCAGUCUUAGAAGACUUAAUAUUUAUAUUUGAUUCAUUUGGUAUUCUUCUUCAUGGUGCAUGCUUAUGACAGAGGUGGGAACAGUGAAAAACAUGGAGACAGUUUGAAAAGGACAUUUUUAAAGUGAUGUUCAAAUAUAAAAAUUUCACAGGAUAAAGCAGAUAUUCUAUCUCAUUAAUUAUAUGUAGGUAUUCUCUAUAUAAGCAUAGUAAUGUCUGUGUGAAAUAAGUAUUUGUGUGUGUAUAUGUGUUUGUAUGGUGUGUGUGUGUGUGGUGUGUUUGUGUUGUGUGGUGUGCAUGUUCUUUGUGUGGUGUGUUUGUAUGGUUGUGUGGUGUGUAUAUUUUAGAAAAGGAUGGAAUGAAAGACGGUAGUAAACAAAUGUUUAUCAAUACCUCAGAAAAAUAAAUACUUUGAUUGUCAGAUGUCAAACAAAGGUAUGUAUAUACAAAAUGGGGUGGAGGUGAGAGAGACGAAAGGGAGAUAGAGAUUCUAAGCAAGACGUUGUUUUAGUCAUAAGUAUUGUAAAUAAUGUAAUUAUCUUACACACACACACACACUCUCUCUCUCUCUCUCUCUCUCUCUCGCUCUCUCUCUCUGUGUCUCUGUUUCUCUUGCUCGGGCACGUGAGCACACACUCUCUAUCUCUCUUGUGUGCUGUCUGUCUCUCUCGCUCUCUCUGUCUGUCCAUUUGUUUCUGGUUGUUUGUAAAUAUCUAAUCUAUGUUUGUCAUCUUGCCCACAAAAUGAAAUACUUUCUAUUGUAAACAUUUAGGGAGAGGAUGCCUGUUGACUGAUCCGAAAACCACAAACUAUAAAUAUAAUAAUAAAAUAUUGUUUAAGCCAAGUACUGUAGAAUAUUUUAAGGGAACCAUGCCUGUCUGCUUCUCAUAGUUUUGCUUGAUGGCAUUAUAGUGAUGUGAUCGACAUGUAAGCCAAUCAUAUACAGCAGGCUUUUUACCAGAAGGUCAAACGGAUAAAAUGCCAUCCCUCAAAUAAAUUGUGCAACGAGUGUGAUAUGAUUGCAAACUUCAUGAGAUGAGAUAUAAAUCAUAUUUGACAAAAAAAACAUGAAAUUUUCUAUUUAUUAUAUAACUUUUGGCAGUUUACCUUUAUUUUUAAAAUGCCAG